AGUCGCGACGACGCCGGCCAGGAUCUCGUCAUGCGCUCUACUCCGCUCGGUCCCAAGUCGCUCUGUCCGGAUUACUACGUCGCUCGUCGUGCCGCCAAUGUUUGAGUCGUCUUGACGGCGGAUAGUCGUUUUUUUUUUGUGGAAAAGGUCGGCUCCGGCCGGGGUCGGGCUGCGAGGACAGAUGCGUCGUCGGCCUCGUUCAGCGCUCAUGAACGCUUCCUGCGCUUUCGCCUGGCUGCUGGGCUGGACUCUGGCCACCGGCGUGGACGCUGGACUCAUGCGUCGGCCGCGGAGAGAAGACGCGUCCGGCGGCGAGCUGACGGCCGACGUGAUCUCGUCCGUGGGCCAGGAAGGGGGCCAGGCGGAGCUCCCAUGCAGCUCCCUGCGGACGACCUCCGGAGGCGGCGACGUGCCGCUUCCGCUGCGCGUAGACUGGCGGCGGCAGGGGGAUCCGAACCCGGAGCCCGUCUACUCGGUGCGCUUUCCAGGCCGGGCCAACAUGAUGCAGGGCAGGCAUCAGCCGCGCCACGAUUGGGCACCUAGGGCCUACUUCUCGCUCCUGGGCUCGCCCGCCGCCCUCAAGGUGAAGACGCUGGCCCUCGUCGACUCCGGCGUCUAUCUGUGCCAAGUCACGCGCUCCGAUGGGUCCGUCGUCUCAUCUGCCGUCCGACUUUCCGUGCUCGGCCCUUUGGAACCUCCGGUGAUUCGGGAUGACGCUGGUGCCGUCCUGAACGAGACGGCGGGGCCAUACGCUGAGGGCGACAUUGCCACGCUCGUCUGCCAGGUCAAGGCAGCGGGAAGUCCUGCUCCCGAGGUACAGUGGCUGAGGCGAGCCUGGCGUCCGAAUACUCCCGAGGAGCCCGGCAUCGGAGGAGCCGAAGCCGUGUCGGGCAACGCCGUUACGACGGUCAGUUCGGCCCUGGACGACACGCAGGGCUCCGUCUUGGUGCUGAGUCGGUUGCGCCUGGGACCCCUGUCUCGCGAGGACCUGCACUCGAGGCUCUUCUGCCAGGUGGACAACGGCGUGGCGGCGCCUGUCAGAACGGCCGUCCGGUUGGACAUGAACCUGGCUCCGCUGACGGCGCGCAUCCUGCGUGCCUCGGGCGGUGCCCUGACGGCGGGUCUUCCGGUCGAGCUCGUCUGCGAGUCCCAGGGUUCGAGGCCUCCCGCCCAGCUCACCUGGUACAAGCGGGGCCUCGAGGUGGCCCAGAGUUUCGGCCACGCGUCCGCCGAUGGCAACGUGUCCACCUCGGUGGUCACCUUUACCCCCUCAUCCAAGGACCACGGUCAGAACCUUCGCUGCGUCGCCAGGAACCCAGCGUUGCCGCCGACGGCUCGAGCACCGUUCGACCGCUGGGUCAUGAACGUCUACUACAAACCGGAAGUGACGCUGAAGCUGGGCUCCCCCUUCCGGGACGGCCGCAUCCACGAAGGCAACGACGUGUACUUCGAGUGCGCCGUGAACGCCAACCCGGCCGCCAGCGAGGUGCACUGGUCCAAGGACGGCGUCGUAGACUUCGCCACCAGGACGAGCAACGGCUCCGCACUGGCCGACGUCAUCGUUUCCGGACGCUUCCUGGCGCUGCAGAAGGCACGCAGGACUUUCUCGGGGCAGUACGCGUGCACCGCCACCAACUCCGAAGGCUCCGCCAUGAGCAACUCCAUCCGACUCAAGGUCCAACACGCUCCGGCCUGCAUCGACGGCGUUCCGGUGGUGUUCUCGGCGUCGCGCCACGAGCCCGUGCGCCUGACGUGCCGGGUGGCCGCGGCGCCCGGCGGCGUCACCUUCCGCUGGCUCUUCAGCAGCAGCAACCGCAAGGUGGAGCUCACGGAGUUCGUGGUCCUGGCCAGGGGCUCGGAGGGCGGCGCCGAGGACGACGACGAGGCCAUGCCGACCGCCACUUCGGUGCUCGAGUACACGCCCCAGUUCCAGAGCGACUUCGGCACGCUGCUGUGCGCCGCCGAGAACGCCAUGGGCGUGCAGAAGGACCCGUGCACCUUUCACAUCGUGCAGGCCGGGCCACCGGAGCCCCUCGAGAACUGCAGCGUGAGCAACCUGACCGAGCGCGGAUUCUGGGUGGAAUGUCGCGAGGAGCGGCCGUCAGCCGGCGGCGUCUCCGUCGCCACGGCGGUUCCCGGGUCCGCAGUGGCCGCGGCCCAACGUCCCUCGCUCUGGAGUCGCGGUCAGGAGCCUCUGGUCUACCUGCUCGAGGUGUACGGACCGCCCGAAGAGAGCUCGCCCAUGCGCGGAGUGUCGGCCUCGCAGCAUCAGGUGCUGCUGUUGAACGUGAGUGGACCGGAGCCCCGGUUUCGCGUCGGUCAACUUUGGCCGGGCACCGAGUUCGAGGCCCGGGUGUUCGCUGCCAACGCCAAGGGCCGCAGCCGACCCUUCCGACUCAGCGCUUGCACACUGUCGUCCGCCGAGGCCCUCCUCGACAAAGUUCCCACCUGGACGCUGGGCUUCUCGCUUCUACACUGGCUUCUGCUCCUGGCAUUCCUUGCUCUGCUCACUGCCGCCAUCAUCGCUCUCAUGUGGUUCCGUCGGCGAAUGAGGCACAGCGCCUCGCAAGAGAACACUAAGAAGACCCAGAGCGAAGCCGAAGAACCCUGGUGUGGCCAGAUCACCCAGACAGUGCCCGUGAGCCGCAGUGGGAGCAGCAUCAUCGCCACCAAGGACGAAAUUAUGGUUCUCGACAAGAGAAAAGACAAGGUGGAUAUAUGAUGAUUCUACCGCCCCGUGGUGUUUCAACGGCAGGCGCCGACGACGCGACCAAGCCUCCCCUCGUGUCUGCCGAGCGUCCGCCAUAUUGGGACACUUGAAUGACUCAUUGCUAAAGACCUCCCUCCCCGACAAGAUGGCGUGCUCCGCGAGUGCCUCGCUGGGGCACUGUUGUACAGAAGCCGUGCGGCUUGCUCGAACCCGAUGUGGCCCUGACUGUGAUGACGCUCCCGCCACGCUCCCCCCUCAACGUGUUCCGAGCGCAGGCCAAGCUUGUGCCCGGAACCAGCAGAAACAAUCCAUCUGUCUGACUGUCCGAGACACCCCGAAAGAAAUGAAGAAAGGCGUCGAGCUCGCUGCUUCGUCCACGUGUUUCUUUGUUUUUUUGGUUUUGUUUUUCCGCUGAUGGUCGCCCGCUCGUGCACUGGUGGCCUCCAUGGUCGUCCAGGCUGGCCGAGACAGCCUACACAGCGUGUCGUCGCCGCCCCCGAGGAGAGGUGCCAAGGUUGUGUUUUGUGCGAGGGGGAGCGACGCCGUCUCCCGGACCACAGGUGCAUGUCGGACCACGGCAAGGCGGCAGCGCGCGUUCGCUCUUCCCAACCCCCUCAGGACGUGUGGAACACCGGCCCCGGUUCGGGCCACGUUUGAGCUCAAUGAACUCUCGCGGUUGGACUGCUCGAAGCGUGCGAAAUAGCCACUCUUUCUCGUGCACUCGGACUCGGGUGCCGCCACUGUGUACAAAGUCGUUGUUCUCGGUGUCUUUCCUGGGCUUUUUUUCUUUUUUUUUCUUUUUUUUUUAUAUAUACAUAUAUAUAUUUUGGAAGUGUCCUGUUGUCGACGUGAGAGAUCUUUGUGUGUGUGUAUGUGUGUGUGUGUGAGAGAGUGAGUGAUUGUGUAUGCGUAUGUGUGUAUGUGGAUGUGUGUUCUCGUUUUUUGUGAUUCCUUGACGCAAGAUACGCUCCGGACGCAUCUCGCGUUGUGUACAAUAAUGAAAUCAAAACGAUGCUGCUACGGUUUCACAGACAAUGGUGAAAAUGUGCCUUACGCCUUUAUCAUUUUUUUGUUGUUUUGUUUUGUUUCCUCCUUUGUUCCUGCUGUAGUCUAAGAAGUCAGUUUUGAAAACAAAAAAUAAAAAGAAGUGUGUUGAUAUCAAUAAAGUAUACUUUUUCCAGUGA
Molecule: messenger RNA, 3894 nt
Organism: Ixodes scapularis (black-legged tick)
Lineage: Eukaryota; Metazoa; Arthropoda; Arachnida; Ixodida; Ixodidae
Product: hemicentin-2
Exons: 15
Coding region: 182-2722 (846 amino acids)
Molecular function (GO): protein binding
Source: RefSeq, a predicted model, not a curated record